UACGACCUCCUCAGUGGCGGGCGGCGCGGAGCAAUGGUGACGUCACGCGGAGCCCUGUGACAUCACGCCGCGGCAGACCGUCCGGAGAGCGCGCGAUGUGGGGAGCGGAGCUGCGCGCGCGGGUGAACGCGCUGCUGAGCGCGGCGGUGCAGGAGGUGCUGGAGGCGGUCAAGGAGACGGUGAGCGAGUACGAGGAGCACCGGAGCCGGACGGAGCGCGAGAACGAGGCGCUGCGGAGGAGAGUGCGCGAGCUGCAGGAGCAGCUGCGCCGAGACAGCGCGGUUGCCCAGCUCACUGCAUCCCUCCCUACCACCUCCUGUGGACAUGAGCAGCCACCCACACUGAGGUGUAGUCAGCAGUCAAACACAGUGGUCAGAGCAGUGGAGGACAAGCCGGUCCUCAAGCAGGAACCUUUGGCCGACAGCCAGCAGGGUUUGUGUCCUGCGGAAAUAAAAACGGAAAUGGAGCAGGUCGACUAUCCCGCCUCGGAGCAGCCCAUGCCUCAUAACAGCUUCAUCGCCGUUGAUUCACAUUUCCACAGUUCCCAAACCGAGCUUCCUCCUGAGCUUCCGGUCACCGAGAUGGACUUCCCACCGAUGGCUCCGUGCAUGAAUGCAGAAGCUCUGAACGCUUUUGUGGAGCCGUUCCCUUACGAAGACGAGCCAGGCCUGCCGCUGGAUGGCUGGAGGCAGCGGGCGGGCCAGCAGGAUCAAGAGGAACGCCACAGCUGCCUCGUGUGCGGGAAAACCUUCAGCCGAAUUGGGAACCUCCGCAGCCACCAGCGCUGCCACACCGGAGAAAAGCCCUACACCUGCCUUCACUGCGGUCGGCGCUUCAGCCACAGCGGAAACCUCCAGAAACACAAACGGGUGCAUACAGGAGAAAGACCUUACCGCUGCCUGCAGUGCAGCAAGACGUUCUGUCAGUCCAGCCACUUGAAGAAGCAUCAGAUGAUCCACGCAGACCGGCAGAUGAUCGUAGGGAGGACGGAAAUGGAACUCUGAAGGAAACCUGGGUUUUGAUGAACAUUCCAGAGAUUGAGAGUCACUAUUUUAUUCACUUCAAAGUAUUUUGUCUUGUUCAUUAACAUUAAGUGUGUUUACAUUAACUCAAUAAUCUGAUCGUGAUCAGAUUUCUGCAGUUAUCUGGUUAUUCAGAUCAUGUAAACACUCUGAUUUCUUAGAUGGGAGUAAGGUCUAGAAAUCCGAUUAAGAAAUCUGAU
Pygocentrus nattereri (red-bellied piranha) is the source of this 1222-nucleotide messenger RNA. Its product is annotated as zinc finger protein 135-like. Lineage: Eukaryota; Metazoa; Chordata; Actinopteri; Characiformes; Serrasalmidae. The transcript is spliced from 2 exons. Gene Ontology annotation, cellular component: nucleus. The record is from RefSeq and is a predicted model, not a curated record. The coding region runs from base 96 to 1004 and encodes 302 amino acids.